GAGCAUAACUACCACAAAUAACCAUUUUUAUAGAAUUUAGAUCAGAUAAUAUAUUUUCCUGAUUUGAUCAUCCAAAUACUUGUUAAGCAGAAGUAAAAUGCAGGUAACUCAAACCCUUUUUACUUUUUUUAGCGCUAAUUAAUUUUCGAUAUAUGGCCGUGAAGCUGUGGUCAAAACGGUGCACCAGCCUGCAAUUGAGUUAUGGAAAAAAAAAGAACUUACAUUUGCUCCAGUUUUGUUGUGAGUGUUAAACCUGAACAGAACUAAGAUAUAGACGAUGUAAUCUGGAAAGGAUUAUGCUACUGUACGAGUAACGAACGCUUUUUAGCAGAAUUGCGAUGCAUUUUAUGUUGAAGGGUGGGUAAAAACACUUAUGUUUUCUUCAGAAGGAUUUCUGAGAAUUUUAUAAUAAUAAAUAAUCUAAAUUCCUCAUAAGUCCCAUAGUUUCAGCGAAUAACCAAGUUCCCCAUAAUCGAGGCCUGAUAAGACCGACCUGUGGUCGCUAUUAAUCCGAACGCAUCAGAAAUCAGUAGCAAAAUGAAUGCCGUUCUGUUAGGGUUUACGUGUCUUCUGCUCCCGCUUCUGGGAUCGAGUCAAUUCCUGGAUAUGGCCUGUGGGAUUCGAGCUCCUAGUCCCGCAUCUUCGCGGGCCAAGAAUGCAACAAUCGCCAGUCUAACUUCGAGUCCCUGGAUGGUUUUUCUCCACUCCACUGACGAUAGAUUCGUUUGUGGCGGAACUUUGAUCACAAACCGACUCGUGUUAACCGCCGCGCAUUGCUUCCUUGAUGGAACCCAGCUAAUUGCUCGACUGGGAGAGUAUGAUAGAGAGGCAUCUGACACGUGUCACGAUAGUUACUGCACCUAUCGAAUCGAAGCGUUCGUGGAGAGGGGCUUCAGGCACCGACUAUACAGGAAAUCGACGAUGUCACACGACAUAGCCAUUCUCCGACUGUACAAAAAGGUGCAGUACACAGACAACAUCAGGCCCAUCUGCAUUGUAACAGAUACCAGGUGGAGGCACUACAUCGACUCCUUGGACCCACUGACUGGCACUGGAUGGGGCAGGACGGAGUCUGAGGCGGACAGUGGCAAACUGAGGAGCGUCGACUUGGCUCGCAAAAGUCCGGAGGUGUGCCAGAGGUAUGCUAAACUAACCCUGACGAGCAACCAGUUUUGCGCUGGCAACGAGUAUAGCAAUCUGUGCAACGGCGACUCCGGCGGUCCGCUGGGCGCCUUGAUCCCAUUCGGAAAAUCGAAACGCUUCAUCCAAGUGGGAAUCGCUAGCUUCACGAACCCGCAAUGCCUGAUGGUCAGCGCUUUCACCGAUGUGCUGAGCUAUAUCGACUGGAUCCGCACUGUGCAUAACUUCCGCACAUAACAACUUGCCUGGAACUUGACAUUGGCUUCUUCUUUGAAAUAACUCAUUGCUAUUUAUUCAAAUAA
Drosophila yakuba is the source of this 1442-nucleotide messenger RNA. Its product is annotated as chymotrypsin-like protease CTRL-1. The record is from RefSeq and is a predicted model, not a curated record. The transcript is spliced from 4 exons. Lineage: Eukaryota; Metazoa; Arthropoda; Insecta; Diptera; Drosophilidae. Gene Ontology annotation, molecular function: serine-type endopeptidase activity. Gene Ontology annotation, biological process: proteolysis. The coding region runs from base 538 to 1377 and encodes 279 amino acids.